This is a messenger RNA of Vitrella brassicaformis, 1568 nucleotides long. The record is from the annotation of a GenBank genome assembly. Lineage: Eukaryota; Vitrellaceae.
CAUUUAUACAUUCUUCAUGAUGGCCGUGUACACGAAGAAUCAUGUACACGAAUGUAUGCAAAAAGACUCUUUCCCACCUGCUGGCCGGUACGGUCACCGACGUCAACUCAUCACACACACGGCCACCACGGCCAAAUCAGCAUGAAAGCACCAUCGACUUGCAAUCCCGGAGUUUGUUGACUCUGUGUUCGCACGCGGGAGCCGCCAUGUGUGCAUCCGGGUGGGGGGCAAUGCGACGCUGAUUCGGCAACAGCAUGAAACUCCUCUCAUGCCAUGCAUGUCAGUCAUCGCACACACACAUAUCACUCACUCUGUCAGUCAGUCCACAUGUCUGCAUGUCAGACCUCACCGUCCGUCCCAUGGCAUGGCGACCACACACACGGAAAAAGCCAUCACGUUACCAGCCAGCAUCAAUCAACGCAAUCGACCCAUCGAUCGACACAGAAGAGUCAAGAGGGAAAAGGCGAUCGACAGGGAAAACGCCGCACCACCAUGUGAUUUCUCUUUGAGAGGCGGCAAACACUCCCACACUCACCCACAAGCAUACACAGACAGCCACACAGCCAGACAGAAAGACAGACGCAGCAGGGAGGGAGUGAGUCCCUUGCUUCACUCGAGUAGGUAGCCGGAAAGGAAGAGCAGGAAGAAGAGGCCGAGGCUGCCAAAGAUGAGAACGUUCUUCUGGCCGGCCGUCAACGUGUUCGUGCCAAUGCCGUACCCCUGGUUGUCAGCAAAACCUGAAAGAAUGAACCACACGCACCAAAAGCAUGACACCGCGUUGACGAAGGCAUUGCUGCCGCAGGCGCUCGUGUGGCAUUUGCGUUGGGUCGCAUAUAUACCUGCGAUCGUCCUGGUGAUGGGGUUGAAGUAGUUCUUGGGCGCCUUGCAGUUGGGGCACUUCCACCACGUGGGGACGUCCUGCAUCCACACACAUCACAUACAGCCACACUUGACCAUGCCACCUCCCUCCCUCCCGUCUGGCGCAGCUAGUUGUAUAGACCCACCACCCCACCCACCUCACCUCCCACUUAGUGUUGGCCUUGAGGUAGAUGCCAUCUCCCUGUUUCCACCGGUAGACGUAUCCGCAGUUGCGGCACUGGUAGUCCCCCGUGCUCUCCGUGAUGAACUUCUCCUUCUCCUUGAGCUCCAAGACCUCUAUCUGCUUCGGCGUCAAACCCUUGUAGCGCGGGUCAAUCUCAGGCUCUUUCGCCGCAGCGCCCUCAGCCUCACCCGAGCCCUCGGUUGCUGCUGGAGCUGGAGCUGCUGCCGCCGCAUCCGUGGCCUCCUUGGUGGCCGUUUGUUGCUCUGUUGAUGCCUUUGGUUUCUCAGCCACAGUGCCGGACGCCCCAGCGGGCUCUGAGAACAGCAGAUGGUGCGGCCGUCUUGUGCGGAUCUGCUGGCUGCCUGGCCUCACGAGCGAGAGGCAUGGCGGGGAGGAGCAGAAGGCUUCAGCAGCCGUGGCCAGCCCUGGCCAUGCGUCUUGUGCGAGGCAGGAGAAGAUAAAGGCGACGAACAGAGAGAUGAGCUUCAUUGCCAAACCACCACCACCUGCUGUGCUUCUCGCCCUU